Molecule: messenger RNA, 1131 nt
Organism: Cladophialophora carrionii CBS 160.54
Lineage: Eukaryota; Fungi; Ascomycota; Eurotiomycetes; Chaetothyriales; Herpotrichiellaceae
Exons: 1
Coding region: 1-1131 (376 amino acids)
Biological process (GO): cyclic nucleotide biosynthetic process; intracellular signal transduction
Source: RefSeq, a predicted model, not a curated record
AUGCCUAAACUUGGGCUCCGAGAACUGAGAAGAAGCGCCCAAGGGAUUCUCGCCCCGAGUUCGAUUCGCCAACAACAUGGCAUCUUGCUGACCUCCACAACCGGGUGGUCGUCGUCCAACCUGACCACCGCCGUCACCAGCACCGAUCUUCCCUCGCGGCGCAACCUGUCGUCUACAGGUCGAUGGUAUCGGCGUAAGCUCGAACCUCGCAGCACCGACAACGCCCUUCCCAAGAAAGGCAUGACCACGGCUGCCGCAAUGGUCAGCAAUGAUCUUCCCGCCAGAGGCAUCCCGCCCCCUGUAGGGCCCAUCAGCAUCGUCUUCACCGACAUCGUGAAAUCCACCAACAUCUGGGAAAAGGACACCGACGCCAUGAUCUCGGCCAUGCAACUCCACGACGACACGGUGCGCUCCCUCACGCUGUCCAACAACGGGUACGAAGUGAAGCAAAACGGAGAUGGCUUCAUGAUUGCAUUCCCGACGGCCACGUCGGCGGUGCAGUUCUGUCUCGACGUGCAGGAAAAGCUGCUGGACGAAGAAUGGCCCAAGGCGCUCCUGAAGCUGGCGCCGGGACAGGAAACGACCGACGACAAGGGCCACGUCUUGUUCCGCGGCCUGCAGCUCCGCAUGAGCGCGCACUGGGGCGAACCCGUGAGCAAAUGGAACGAAGUCAUCCAAAGGAUGGACUACUUGGGCCCCGUCGUCAAUCGCGCCGCGCGAUUCGUCCAAGUCACAGAGGGCGGCCAGAUCGUCGUGAGCGAAGACUUCCUCGCGCAACUCCAGCGUGAGAUGCAAGGUCCAGAGCGCGCCGAGGAGUCCCGGGAGGGCAUUCAAUCUCAACCUCUCUCUCCAGGGGCGCCCAGCACAGCCGCAACCACGAGCACGAGCACUAGUAGCACAGCACAGCACUCUCCACCUCCCGAUCUCAGCAUUCUCCGCUCCAAAGCCGGUCAACAGAACGUCACGACCCAGUAUUUCCAGAUCCGUGAGCUGGGCCACUACGAAUUCCAAGGGUUGGAUGACCCCCAGAAAUUGUACUUCAUCGUGCCACGCUCCUUGGAGGGACGCGUCGAGCACUGGCAUCAAGUCACGCACGUCACGGGCGUCAAGGGCAACGUGAAGACGGAUUGA